Molecule: messenger RNA, 1176 nt
Organism: Pyricularia grisea
Lineage: Eukaryota; Fungi; Ascomycota; Sordariomycetes; Magnaporthales; Pyriculariaceae
Exons: 2
Coding region: 1-1176 (391 amino acids)
Source: RefSeq, a predicted model, not a curated record
AUGGAUGACAAGGCUGCCGUGGCUGUCGCUCUGAGCAAACGGGAUGUGAAAUAUCCCAACAAAUACCAGUAUGACCGGGUGAUUUUAGUGAUGACGGGAGUACAGAAUAGACAGAUCAUCGCCGAAGGCAUGAAGGAGUUUCUCUACCGUGCCCAAAGUCACCGUCCUGGCAUUCCGCACGGUUGGGACACGCGGGUUAGCUGGUUUCAAACACGAGGGAAUAUUAUGGACAAGGAUGUGUCACAUGAGCUUUGGUAUAAGAACCUUCAACCCACGAUGCCAUUACCCUGGGCGACAGGACAGUCUUUGGCCGCAGCCGUCGCCAAGGCGGGUUCAGAUGCUACCGUCGACAUGUUCCAACUGGCUCCAUGUGCGGACACGGACGUUUGGGACUUUAUCAAUGGGGUGCCCAACAUUCGAAAUUACCACCUUUUCUUCGGCUACAAUUCCCGACAGGGAGAUCCGAAAGGCUUGAGCCAUGCAGCUGAACAGAGGCUCGCUAAGAGACAAUCAGACUUCCACGCUACGCUGCAGCAGAAGCUUCAGGCCAAACACCAAUACGGUCGCCUGAUAUUUACUCAAAACGAGCCCACAUUUAAAAACGCACGUGCUGGUUCGCAGAACCUGGACUGGUGUCGUCGCUACUUCCCGGAACAGGACGUCAACAUGUCGCUUUAUGACCGCUUCUGGACCAAACUAAUUCGGGCCGGCAACAAUUACGUUUCAGACUCCGUCAAACUGAGAAUCCCCCAAGACGACGAAAUCUUUCUCAGACAGGUUGUCGAGGCGCGCCAGCAAGACAACGCUUUGCGUCGACAGAUUUACGCUAUGCUGACACAGGCCGGGCAAAGCCAGCAGUUUGUAUCUGCAGACAAAAGGUCGUGGGCUCGUAUGGUCAAGAUCUUGAUCCCCGAGUUUGAGGGCGCACCCAAACCAACCCUGGAGCUGGGAGACGCAAACCACAUUACAGCGAUCUUUAAUUACCUCGAUCAAGAGGCAGGGUACGUGAGUGGAGCGGGACAGCUUCAAUACGCCGUCUGCGACCAGAGUAAUACAAACAACCCUUCGCAGCCCCCGGAUGUUAGAGCGGGGAGUUCGUGGACAGGACAUGGCUUUAUUUUGACAGGCUGUGAUAUUGACCGCGUCCGCGAUGACAUAGCCCGCAUGUUUCAUUAA